AUGGUGCUUAAGAAGUUCGCUAGCAACCUCUUGGGGAGGCGAACCAGCCAGGAUGAGACUGUCCAGCCGGAUCUCGACACGCCAGAAGCCAACGCAGCACGAGGAGUGCGGUUGUUCUGCGAGUCUGGCGGACCAAAUAACUCGACCGAAGAGAUCCAGUACCUCCCCGAGAUCGUCACUGCCGCCGAGUCCUCACCCGCGGCCGCCUCCGCCGCCGCAGCGCAGAUCCGCAAGUUCCUCUCCAAAGAGAACUAUUCUCGCCCUCACGUACAAUACAAUGCAAUCAUGCUGAUCCGGAUACUCACUGAUAACCCCGGCGCGACCUUCACGCGCAACAUCGACGCAAAGUUCGUAGCUACGGUCAAGGAGCUGCUACGGCAAGGACGCGAUCCCAGCGUGCAGCAAAUACUACGGGAGACAUUAUUCGCGUUGGACCGGGAGAAGGCCUACGACACAAACCUGGCACAGCUCUUCGCUAUGUGGAGGAAGGAGCAGGGCUCCAGCAACCUGAAUUCUUCAAGUGGAUAUGGCUCACGCCCCGGCUUCCGCGUCCCCCCCUUCGAUCCCAACCGACCGCCGGUACCGCCCUCCCAGCAGCCCGACUCCCGACCCCCGCACCCCUCCCGCCAACGCUCCGGCCUCCCUCCUCCCGGCGAGCUAGCCGGCCGCAUCGAAGAAGCGCGCACAACGGCGAAGCUCCUCCUGCAGCUGGUCCAGUCGACCGCACCCACGGAGCUGCUGUCAAAUGAGCUGGUCAAGGAGUUCGCGGAUCGCUGCCAGACGGCACAGCGCAGCAUAACGGGCUACCUGAACUGCGAGGACCCGGCGCCGGACGACGAUACGAUGUUGACGCUUAUUGAGACGAAUGAGCAGCUUGUGCUUGCGGCUACGAAACAUCAGCGCGCUGUGUACAACGCCCGCAAGACCUCUGGCUUGUCCUUCCCCUCGCCUGUGCCGCCGGUGAAUAUCGGCGCGAACGGCGGCACGCCCACCUUACCGCCUGUACCGGGUGUAGGUAUGGGAGUGGGACAGACCGCCUACGCCGCCCCCGCAACUGAAAGCGCCUACGCUCCUCCACCUCCACUAGCAGGACCGUACGCCCCUCCGCCUAUGCCGCCGCCUUCUGUGCGAAACAGCCUCAACGCUCGCGCCGCCCAGUCUCGGGAGGACUCAGAUAACCCGUUCUCCGACGAGCACGAGACCCGUCCCACGGCCGCAACAGCUGGUCCGGGUUCUUAUGCCCACCCUUAUGAGCCUGUGAACUAUGGGCCUAGCCCGUCGUUGCCGCCGCGAAGACCUGUGCAGAUGUCGUCGGAGGAACGGGAGGCGAUGCAGGAGACCGAAGCGUGGGAGAGCGAGCGGCAGAGUAGGCAGACAGGAGUGGGGCAGGGGAUGGGGUAUGCGGGACGGCAGAUGGAGCAGCCGGGGUACCGGCAAGAUGAAGGUGGACAGAGUGGGCAUCCGGGGGUUCAGAGCACGCCGAGUUAUCUGCAUAGGCAGGAGAGCAGCACGCAGAAUCUUACUAUGCAUGGAGGGGUCAAUCCUAUGCCGAGCCAGCAACAGCAGCCGGUCCAGAGGGAGGAGGAGAGGAGUCCGGUCAGUCCGGUGCAGUACCGGUAUUGA
Messenger RNA from Coniosporium apollinis CBS 100218, 1623 nucleotides. RefSeq lists its product as uncharacterized. Lineage: Eukaryota; Fungi; Ascomycota; Dothideomycetes. Gene Ontology annotation, molecular function: phosphatidylinositol binding; ubiquitin binding. Gene Ontology annotation, biological process: actin filament organization; actin cortical patch localization; endocytosis. Gene Ontology annotation, cellular component: actin cortical patch. The record is from RefSeq and is a predicted model, not a curated record. The transcript has 4 exons. The coding region runs from base 1 to 1623 and encodes 540 amino acids.